Messenger RNA from Akanthomyces muscarius, 2034 nucleotides. RefSeq lists its product as uncharacterized. The transcript has a single exon. NCBI's taxonomy places the organism in Eukaryota, Fungi, Ascomycota, Sordariomycetes, Hypocreales, Cordycipitaceae. The record is from RefSeq and is a predicted model, not a curated record. Bases 1 to 2034 code for a protein of 677 amino acids. Gene Ontology annotation, cellular component: post-mRNA release spliceosomal complex; precatalytic spliceosome; U2-type catalytic step 2 spliceosome. Gene Ontology annotation, molecular function: protein binding. Gene Ontology annotation, biological process: mRNA splicing, via spliceosome; spliceosomal complex assembly.
AUGGAGUCGACACGCGGCCCGCCUCGGGUCAAGAACAAGGCCGCGGCGCCGGUCCAAAUCUCGGCCGAGCAGCUGUUGCGCGAGGCUGUCGACCGGCAAGAGGGCGGGAUCCAGGCGCCGCAGCAGCGCUUCUCGGACCUCGAGGAGCUGCACGAAUACCAGGGCCGCAAGCGCAAAGAGUUUGAGGACUAUGUGCGGCGCAACCGCAUCAGCCUGCGCAACUGGACGCAGUACGCGGCGUGGGAGCUGGAGCAAAAGGAGUUUGCGCGAGCGCGGUCCGUCUUUGAGCGCGCGCUCGACGUGCACCCCAACUCGGUGCAGCUAUGGGUGCGGUAUAUCGAGGCCGAGAUGAAGACGCGCAACAUCAAUCACGCCAGGAACCUGCUCGACCGUGCCGUUACCCGCUUGCCGCGCGUCGACAAGCUAUGGUACAAGUACGCCUACAUGGAGGAGAUGCUCGGCAACAUCCCCGGCACGCGCCAGAUUUUUGACCGCUGGAUGCAGUGGCAGCCCGACGAGGCGGCAUGGAGCUCGUAUAUCAAGCUUGAGAAGCGCUACGGCGAGUUUGAGCGCGCGCGCGAAAUCUUUGCCAUGUUUACGCAGAUUCACCCAGAGCCGCGUAACUGGAUCAAGUGGGCCAAGUUUGAGGAGGAGUUUGGCACGAGCGACCUGGUGCGCGACGUCUUUGGGAACGCGGUCGAGGCGCUGGGCGACGAGCUUGCCGACGAGAAGCUGUUCAUCGCCUAUGCCCGCUUCGAGUCCAAGCUCAAGGAAUACGAGCGCGCCCGCGCCAUCUACAAGUACGCCCUCGACAGGCUGCCGCGCUCCAAGUCGGCGACGCUACACAAGAGCUACACGACAUUCGAGAAGCAGUUUGGCGACCAGGACGGCGUCGAAGACGUGGUGCUGAGCAAGCGCCGCGUGUACUACGAGGGUCUCGUCCGGGAGAACCCCAAAAACUACGACGCCUGGUUCGACUUUGCCGCGCUGGAGGAGGCGUCUCGCGACGCUGACCGCGUGCGCGACGUGUAUGAGCGUGCGGUUGCCCAGGUGCCGCCCACGCAAGAGAAGCGGCAUUGGCGGCGGUACAUUUACCUCUGGAUCUUCUACGCCAUCUGGGAGGAGAUGGAGGGCCAGGACGCGGAGCGCGCGCGCCAAAUCUACACAACCUGUCUCGGCUUGCUGCCGCACAAGAAGUUCACCUUUGCCAAGAUGUGGCUGCUGGCGGCCCAAUUCGAGAUUCGGCAGGGCCAGCUGACGGCCGCGCGGAAGCUGCUGGGCCGCGCCCUGGGCACGUGUCCCAAAGACCGGCUGUUUGUCGGCUACGUGGACCUGGAGCGGCGGCUGUACGAGUUUGCGCGCUGCCGCACGCUCUACGAGAAGCACGUCGAGUACAACCCGGCCAACUGCACGACGUGGAUCCGCUUCGCUGAGCUCGAGUGCGCGCUCGAGGACAUUGACCGCGCGCGCGCCAUCUUUGAACUCGCCGUCGGCCAGGACCAGCUCGACAUGCCGGAGCUCCUUUGGAAGGCGUACAUUGACUUUGAGGAGGGCGAGGGCGAGUACGACCGCGCGCGCACGCUGUACGAGCGCCUCCUCGAGAAGACGGACCACGUCAAGGUCUGGAUCAGCUACGCGCAUUUCGAGGUCAACAUCCCCGAAGGUGGCGACGAGGAGGAGAACGAAGAGGAGGAACAGGAGCAGCCGGUCAGCGAGGAAGCCAAGGAGAGGACGAGAAGGGUGUUUGAGCGCGCACACAAGAGCAUGCGCGACAAGGACCUCAAGGAGGAGCGCGUGGCGCUGCUCAACGCCUGGCUGUCGUUUGAGCGCACGCACGGCGCCGAGGCCGACGUCGACAAGGUCCAGGCGCAGAUGCCCCGCCGCGUCAAGAAGAAGCGCCGCGUCGAGGGCGAGGACACGUACGAGGAGUACGUCGACUACGUCUUCCCCGCCGACGACAAGCAGGCCGGCAACCUGUCCAACAUGCUGGCCAUGGCGCAGAGCUGGAAGCAGACGGGCGGCAGCCUGUCGUGA